AUGCAGAGCUUACCCAAAAGACCAUAUGUCUUGGUAAUGUUUUCUAGCGGGUUGAACAAAAUAAGUUGGGUCUGGGGCCUAAAAUUUAUCAAAAGUUUCAUGAUGACUGAGAGUGGUGAUAAUGGCUACAACUUGAAAAAUUUGGUCAAAAUAUUCCUAGUGCACGAUAGUUGGUUCAUCAAGUCCAUAACCUCAGUAUUGUACAACUUCAACUCGACUAAAAAGAACCUACUGAAUCUAAAUAAAAUACUAGAUACUUUUGCAUUAGACUCAACAAGAACAACUGCCGGCGAGGAUAAACAAACCAUAGUCGUCCAUUGCCGGGAUUUAAGCCAGUUAGCUGAAUAUCUAGAUAUUACCAAAUUAAAGAUAUCCCUAAACAUUUACAAGUAUGACCUACAACUCGAGCCUUGUAUACAUUUAUCAAUGAAAAUGACUCCAGUGAUAAAUCCAUAUGUUACAUUAUCAAGCGAGAAACACCCAGUUUUCAAUCAUCAUUUGUACCAGCUCUUCAACAUUAUAAAUACUAAUGGAACUAAAGUUGAAUUGAUCUUUUAUAAACCGGGCAAAAAGACAUACAUUGAUAUUCUUUACCAGUGUCUUUUAAGAAACCAGUUCUUUUGGAUAAACGAUUGGGAUUUAUACAGUAUAUCAACAGCAUUCAAAAAAAUCUUGCUGGAGUUACCACACCCAUUGAUACCAAGCGACGAAAUUAGUCUUCCUAUCAAAGAUAACUUUGACUAUACGAGUCAAGUUUUGCACAAAAUAAUUAUUAGGCACCGGCAUUUUUCUCUGACUGAAAAUUAUGAUCAACUUUUGUUGCAAUUGUUUCAAUGCUUUUAUAAUCUUACCAGGAAUGAGCACAUAACAAAACACACAACCACUACUAUUGGGAAAUCGCUUUCUCACUGCUUAUCCCAUAAACCGGUGACAUCAGAAAAGAAUGAAAUUCAAGUAAUUCAGAGAUUUAUUAGAAAUGUCGUGGAGCAUUGGGAGGAAAUAAGUAAAAUACAUCAUUUUACACAAAUUGAGGACAUUAUUGUACAUAGUGAACAAGAAGCCAAUGAUACAAUUGAGAACUCAUACGAUGUAAGCUACGAUGUCAGUUAUGACAACGAUAGUAAUGAUGAAGAAAAUCGUUAUCAUCCUCAUUCUAUUUUCGAGGCAUAUACUGUCUCAAAUCCCAAUGUCAACUCAAUGACCAGGAGCAAAUAUAAAGACAACCGUAGUAUACAAUCUUCAGACCUACGUCCCAUAAACAGGCAUGCCACGAUAGAGAAAAAACCACCAUUACCUGAAAGAAGACCAAGCACAUUGCAAAAAGCAGAAAACAAUUCUGUUUUACACAAGAACGAUUCUACCUCUAAAACCAACUUGAACUUGAAGACUAAAGAACUACCUCGAUUACCGGAACGGAAACAACUCAACAAUAACUCUUCAGAUGAACAAAUACAAGAGAGCGCAAACGUAUCCAAACCCAUCCAUUCAGGAAAAGCCACUAAUGAAAAACCAGAAAAUUUGACAGAUGAGAAUGUGUUUAGUUCGCCGGUUGAAACUGGACAACAACCACGGAAAAAGGACACAGCAUUGACUAAUGUUUCCAAUUUGCAAUUACAGUUCCCACCACAAAAGUAUCAUUUCACACCACUGCCACCAUCAACAACAACAACAACACCAACAACAAACAAAUCCAAUACUAUAUCGGCAUUAAGCAUAAAUGGAAACGACGCAAAUCUCACAAAGAAUGAACUCAAAAAGAAACCUGUUAUUCGAGGUCGUAAAGUUUUGCAGUUGACCAAAUUAUUUGAAGAAAGAUGUGAAGGUAUACAAAUUUUAAAAAGUAUGUAA
Messenger RNA from Lodderomyces oxycetoniae, 1848 nucleotides. RefSeq names its product Ecm25p (gene ECM25). The transcript has a single exon. Gene Ontology annotation, biological process: signal transduction. Lineage: Eukaryota; Fungi; Ascomycota; Pichiomycetes; Serinales; Debaryomycetaceae. The record is from RefSeq and is a predicted model, not a curated record. The coding region runs from base 1 to 1848 and encodes 615 amino acids.